Molecule: messenger RNA, 1686 nt
Organism: Aquila chrysaetos chrysaetos
Lineage: Eukaryota; Metazoa; Chordata; Aves; Accipitriformes; Accipitridae
Gene: MRPL1
Product: mitochondrial ribosomal protein L1
Exons: 10
Coding region: 127-1422 (431 amino acids)
Source: RefSeq, a predicted model, not a curated record
GCGGGGGGGGACGGUGGCUCGGGUUUGGGGGAGACUUGUGAGGGGUUGGUUGCCCCCCAAAUUAUGGAGGCGAGGGGGUGAGUAGGGGGCUGCUCACCCCCGGGGUUGGGAGAGCGGGAGAGGGAAAUGGCCGCAGGCGAAGCCGGGGGGAUCAGACCUCCGUCUUCAGCGUGGGAUUUACUUGAGGGUGCAGGCAUCUCCUCUUCGUCGUCGGUCACGAUUGUUUCUCCGCAGGCAGCGGCUGCUUUUCUGGGAAAUCUUUUUCAGCGCCCAAAUUUCAGUCGUACGGAGCCUCGUGAGACGGGGGGAUGCUCUUCUGGGCAGCUGAAGCAAGGAAGCGCAGGGCCAAAAUCUGUGAUCCACAGCAGCGACCUUGUGUCUAACAAGUCGGAGGCUCGCAAGGGGAUUGAGGGGUCAUGGAGGAAGACCGUGAAGGAUGCCGGUCGUUACCUGAUCAGAGCACUGGCCCCGCGUCGCGGGUGGGUUUUCCCCGGGCUCGACCAGCGCCUCGCCGCCGCCCCUGCCUUGGUGAGCGUCGCGCCGCCCGCCCGGCCCUAUGCUGCGGCAGCGAAAACUGCAAAAAAAGGUUCACGUAAGACCAAGCAGGAAGAAACAAAAAAGAAAAAAGUAACUAGGAGGUGGCCGCUUAUGAGCAAGCCCGUGGAUGAUGUAUACUUGACAUGGUAUUACGAGCGGCCAUCCUAUGAUGUGGAAGAGGCUGUGGGUAUGCUAAAGAAAUUUCAGGAACUGGACUUCACUAACCCCAAACAGUAUGUCUAUAUUAACGUAUUCCUAGAUAUGGCACUACAGAAGAAGAAAAAAGUGGAUCCAUUUGCCAGCACUGUUCUUCUUCCGUAUCGCUUUACAGAUGAAAUGAAUAAGGUCUUGGUUUUCACAGAGAAUGAGCAAGAAGCUGAAAUAGCUCGAGAGAAUGGAGCUGCUGUUGUGGGAGGAGUUGAAUUAAUCAAAUGGAUUUUGGAAGAUGAAAUCCAAGUGGACUUCUAUGUAGCUGUUCCUGCAAUAAUGCCUAAGCUAAUACCGUUAAGGAGCAAACUAAAACGAAAAUACCCAAGCACAAAAAAAAAUUCCUUGGGCCAUGAUAUUCCUAAAAUGCUGCAACUCUUCAGAGAAGGUCUUGAGUACAUGGUAGAAGGCGAGCGUCUAAUCAAGACAAGAAUAGCAAGACUGGAUAUGCCUACGGAGCAGAUAGUUGCCAAUCUAAAAACAGUUAUCCAUGAUAUCUGCACGUUCAAGCCAUUGACUUACGGUCCUUUUGUGCAGAAGUUGGUUAUUAGAUCUUCAACCAGUGAAGGUUUGCUUUUGAACCUUGAUGGACUCCUGCCUCAGGUGGAAAAAGAAGAAGAAGAAAAAAAUGCAGAAGAUGAUGAAGAAAAACAUGUCCAAGAACCUGUUAGUACCUGAUGUCUUUCCUUGUAGAUGUGAUGAUCAACCUUGGAAAGCAAAUAGUGUAAUUCAAAUCAUACUUUAUGAAAAGAAAAAAUAAAUCAAACUUAUGAAUUUCACUUGUAAAUUCUUUGUGACAAGAAACGUCACAAACAGGAGUCUGUUGUCAAAAUUGAAGAUGUUUUAGAUUCCUUUUGUUGGUAGCUGAAAGCUCCCUAGUUUGUGGGGUUGUUUUUUUCUCUGCACAUAAUAGUUCUUACUCUAAUAAAAGCAUUUCUGUAA